Messenger RNA from Dibothriocephalus latus, 324 nucleotides. The record is from the annotation of a GenBank genome assembly. Lineage: Eukaryota; Metazoa; Platyhelminthes; Cestoda; Diphyllobothriidea; Diphyllobothriidae.
UCAUUCCGAACUUCCAGCAUCUCCGGAUUGGGCGAUGUAGGACCCGCGGGCUUUAAACCCCGUUUUAUUUACACAGAAGCACCUGGCGCCCUGCAUAUUGAGUCUCGCAGUUACCACACCUCAACGCCAACCAGUCACAGCCGAGUGAUUACGGUCGGCGGCAGGUCCAAUUCCAUCCUCGAGGUAGUCGAUCUACGCGGCAUGUCCCAUCUGCCGUCCCUCGAGUUCAAUCGGGUCACCUGCGACGAAGUCACUUAUCUGCUGGAUGCAAACGCUAGACAGCCCUUUGAAGCAGUGCCAGCUGACCGCAUGAAAUUGUCGUAA